This is a messenger RNA of Nicotiana attenuata, 3729 nucleotides long. RefSeq lists its product as uncharacterized. The transcript has a single exon. NCBI's taxonomy places the organism in Eukaryota, Viridiplantae, Streptophyta, Magnoliopsida, Solanales, Solanaceae. The record is from RefSeq and is a predicted model, not a curated record. Gene Ontology annotation, molecular function: nucleic acid binding. Gene Ontology annotation, biological process: DNA integration. The coding region runs from base 1 to 3729 and encodes 1242 amino acids.
AUGGCCGGAGGAGACGAGGUCCCAGUCGCGAACAAAACCCUAGAUUCGACGAGCCCACUCUACAUGUAUCCAUCGGAGAGCGCUGGAUCUAUGCUAGUUCCGAUAGCUUUUGACGGAACUGGUUAUAGAUCAUGGAGAAGAGGAAUCCUUAGAGCACUUUCUGUGAAGAAUAAGUUGGGGUUCAUCACCGGAAAGUGUAAGAAGCCGACCUCUGAUUCAAGUGACCUUGAUCAAUGGGAGCGAUGCGACGAUAUGGUGACCUCAUGGAUCUUAAAUUCAUUGUCAAAGGAUCUAGCUGACAGUUUACAAUACGUGAACGAUGCCAAAGAGCUUUGGAAAGAGCUAGAAGAUAGAUACGACCAGACUAAUGGGGCGAAAUUGUAUCAAUUACAAAAGGAGAUAAAUGAUCUGAGCCAAGGAAGUCUGGACAUCACUGGAUACUAUACAAAAAUGAAAAAACUUUGGGAAGAACUCAACAGUCUGAAUAUUCAUGCUAAAUGUACUUGCAAGUGCAUCUGUGGGGCAAGAGAUAACAUGCUUAAGGCUGAACAGGAUAGAAGAUUAAUUCAGUUUUUGAUGGGGCUCAAUGAGGUGUAUACUAUUGUGAGAGGGAGUAUUCUGAUGAUGAACCCCCUUCCUACAAUAGCUCAAGCCUUCUCUAUCCUUAUUCAAGAGGAGAAACAAAGGGAAGUCAAACCAAGUAAUAGCUUUUCAAUGGAUUCUACUGCCUUGAACAUGAGUGGAUCAGGAAGUAACAACUUCAGAACCAACUAUAAUCAACAGGGGAACAAUAAUAAUACCUACAGUGGAUAUAAAGGAAACCAGUUUAAUAGCAGACCUAGGCCCUUCUGUGAUUAUUACAAGAGGCCAGGACACACCAAGGACAAGUGCUACAAACUUCAUGGAUUUCCACAAAGCUCCAGAUUCAAUAAGGGAAAAAGAGUUGCUGGAAAUGAUUUUGGACCAUCAAGUGAAGCUGAUGUGGUGAGUGAUGACAGGAAGGGACCUCAGGAACAAGGACAGAAUCAACACAUGCACAGUCUAACUAAGGAACAAUAUGGCCGACUGCUUACCAUUCUGGAAAGCUUUCAAGGAGGAGCUGACAAUUCUACAAACAAUUGCAUCAAAAGAGGAGCUGUGAACUUUGCAGGUAUUUCAGCAUGCUCCACUCAUUUUGAGUCUAAUAAUAGUGAUCAUCUAUGUGAUAGUUUUAGAUCAGAUGCUGAUACCUGGAUCCUUGACUCUGGAGCCACAAACCACAUGACAUACAAUAAAUCAAUCGUAACUAAUGUUAAAAUCCUAGCUUACCCAUAUCUAGUCACCCUACCAAAUGGGUAUAAGGUUAAGGUGACACUGAUUGGUGAUAUGAUUCUGAGUCCAAAAUUUAGUCUCAAGAAAGUCCUUUUUGUCCCCAGCUUUAAAUUCAACUUAAUAUCAGUCCACUCUUUGACAGUCCAACUUGAUUGUAUUGUAGUGUUCACCAGAUACAUUUGUAUUCUUCUACAGGGCCCUUCACUGAAGAGGCCACUGGAGAUUGGUAAAGCCAAGACUGGUCUGUACCUACAUUGCUCAAGGAGUUGCAAUACUGGUUCAACCCUUCCUAAUCCCUCCAGUAGUUCUAUUUCAUGCUUUACUAACAAUAAGUCUAGUUUACCUUCUUCUUCUCAAUUAGCUGAUACAAGAAAAUUGGGCUCUGGUGUUCCUGCUAUUCCCACUAUAGUUCCGUUAUCUCUUAAUGAUAAUAAAAAUGGCCUAAUUCCACAUUCAGGCCAUUCUGUAAGUAGUCCAAAUAAUAAAAAUGUGCAUUCUUUGUCUGGUAGUUGUUCUAAUACUAAGCCUUUGCUUGAUCUUUUGUGGCAUAACAGAUUAGGACAUGUACCUUUUGUCAAAAUGAAAGGGAUCUCUUCCAUACCUAUUACUUUUGCACCCAAACAACCUUUUCUUUGCCCCAUAUGCCCAAUGGCAAGACAAACUAGACUACCCUUUCCAGAAAGAACAACCUUGACUACAAAACCCUUUGAGCUGGUACAUAUUGAUUUGUGGGGCCCAUACCAUGUUGUAACACACAAUAAAUACAAGUACUUCAUUACCCUUGUAGAUGAUUACAGCAGGUCCACAUGGACCCACUUGUUGAGUUGCAAGAGCAAUGCUCUACACACUAUUAAAGCUUUUCUUGCCAUGGUAGAACAACAAUUCAAUGUCAAUGUUAAAUCUAUAAGGACAGACAAUGGCCUUGAACUUACCAGUCAGGAAGUCAGUUCAUUCUUACAAUCAAAGGGGAUUAUACACCAAAGAACAUGCCCAUAUACACCACAACAAAAUGGUGUAGUGGAAAGAAAACACAAAUACCUGCUGGAAACAGCCAGGGCCCUACUAUAUCAGUCAAAAUUACCCAUGCAGUACUGGGGUGAAUGCAUCUUGACUUCUACCUAUAUAAUAAAUAGACUGCCCUCUUCAUCACUCAAAAAUAAGUGCCCCUUUGAACUCCUAUACCAGAAAACUCCAAGUUAUUCUCACCUUAGAAGUUUUGGUUGCCUAUGCUUCCCUACCAUACUCAAAACACACAAGGAUAAAUUUGAGCCAAGAACUACUCCCCAUGUCUUUGUGGGAUAUCCCUUUGGGACAAAAGGUUAUAAGGUACUAAAUCUGACCACUAAAAAGAUAAGCAUUUCUAGAGAUGUAGUAUUCCAUGAAAAUGUGUUCCCAUUUGUUAUGUUCACUGAGUCUAAUAAAGUCUUCCCUUCAUUUCCUCAAAUGAAAUCAUACCUAUCAGAUGAUCUGUUUCCUCCCAGUAGUAUGAGUAAUGUUCCACUCUCAACUAGUGACAACACUCAUCAUGAAGUGUCACCUGGGAACCUGCCCAGUUCUGAACCCUGCACACCUUCAUUGCAUUCUCACAAUGACAAUUUCAGCUGUCCUUACUCACCCCUAAGAAGCCAAACAUCAAGAACCUCUGUUCCUAUUGAUAAUUCAGAAGAAGUCCAUCCUGACAUGACUCAUAGUCAAACCUCUACAACCCAGGAUCAAAGGACUUCAGUUUCAAACCAGAACAGACCUUCCAGAGUUUUGAAAAUACCUGCCUACCUUAAAGAUUAUGAAUGUAUCCUUCCCAGAGUUCAGCAAAAUCAUCACAAUCAAUCAACCUCUCCAAAUGCUGGACAAAGUACCCAGUCCUUCUCUUUUAAUACAUCUGCUCCUAAACCUCCUGUUACCUCACCUAUUGAAGCAUCAGCCAGUUGUCAGCAUCUGAUAGAAACUAACUCACAUGAAUGUGAACCAAACUCAUUUGAGGAAGCUGCUGUAAAGCCUGCAUGGCAAGCAGCAAUGACUCAGGAGUUUCAAGCAUUGCAUGCAAACAAAACUUGGGACUUAGUCCCCCUUCCAAUUGGAAAGAAGGCAAUAGGGUGUAAGUGGGUGUAUAAGAUCAAACACAAGGCAGAUGGUAGUGUAGAAAGGUUCAAGGCUAGAUUAGUAGUUAAGGGGUAUACACAACAAGCUGGGAUAGAUUACACUGAAACAUUCUCUCCUGUGGUUAAAAUGACAACUGUUAGGGCCCUAAUAGCAACUGCAGUUAAGAAGGGGUGGCAGGUCUUACAGUUAGAUGUGAAUAAUGCUUUUCUCUAUGGGGAUCUCCAUGAAGAAGUGUACAUGGAGAUACCUCCAGGCCUAGUUGUGGACUCCCCAUACUUAGUGUGUAAGCUGAACAUAUGGACUCAAACAAGCAAGUAG